Suillus plorans is the source of this 2189-nucleotide messenger RNA. RefSeq lists its product as uncharacterized. Bases 251 to 1987 code for a protein of 578 amino acids. Lineage: Eukaryota; Fungi; Basidiomycota; Agaricomycetes; Boletales; Suillaceae. The record is from RefSeq and is a predicted model, not a curated record. The transcript is spliced from 6 exons.
AGUAUCCUGCGUGUAACGAUUUGUCUUGCGACCUUGUUUAUCAAGUGAGUAUCAUUGAUCAGCUGGGACGUUGACCUUGGCGAUACUUUCUGUGAGUAGGUUCCACAGGUAAUGAUGGCAGUGUCGAGUCCAUGUGGGCUAUUUAAAGCUGACUGCAGGGUUGAAGUUGAACCCAGUACACAACCGAACAAUGGUGCAUGACCAAGUAACGUUAACCUUAUGAUUUAAUUAGCAUGCUUUGUAAAUCCAAAUGACGGUGGUUUUUUUGUAUACGUAUUCAAUGCUUCCCUUAUCGCCAGUCGAUGCAUUGUUGAUAAUGACUCUGAUCCUGGCAGACAAGCUUUCUGCCUCUGUAGAGUCUGAGAUUGAUCAUCUACCUCCCGCUUAUGACACCGUGGCGUUGUCAACCCGUGGCAGAGACGUUCCAUCGAUACCCGCCAUCGUCACUGCUCUCACUCACCAUGAUAAGGCAGCUCCCAUUACUAGUACUGUUGUAACGGACGUGCAUGAAUUCGAGCCUCCUCGGAGUCGGCUGUGGGCAAACACGUUGCCCAGGAGCAGGAGCAACAUUGACUUUAUCACACCAGUUACACAACUUCCAAACAAUGCAGCGAUUCCACCAGUAGACGUGGACAAGCCGCUCAAAGAGCGCCCACAACUUUAUUCUCGUAAAACCGUUCCCGCAGAGUCUGCAUCCUUCUCCUACCAGACUGGAAAGCGCAAGCUCACCAAGGCGCGUAGAGCAAAAUCUGGCUCAAGCUCGUGGCUUUCUUUUCUCCCAUUUUCAUCCUCCAAAACUACGAAACAUGACCAUGAGUUCAUGCUUACGCUUAUUCACGACCUCAUCGUUCCUCCGCCAACCAACUCCGGUAACUUGAGUCCAAAAUCCCCGCAAUUGGCCCUAGCAGAUCCACAUGAAAUGCUGGCUUCCUACGCCCAAACAUGUUCUGCGAAGAACCUGUCGCUGUCUACGCUUCUUCAAGAGCCGGAUAUAGCAGGUCACACUGCCAUCUAUUGGGCUAUCGUCAACUAUCGCUCCUCCCUCCUCGAUGCUCUGCUCAAAUAUGCCUCCCCCUUAACCCCUGUGACACUCAGUGAAAUGAGGAAGGCAUGUUUGGUGGCGAGUAAUCAGCCAUUAUUUCACAACCUCAGACUUAGUGUCGGGUUGUGCGCAAGUGGGCUACGGAGUGCUACUGAUGGACUGCUUCUUGGUCAGCGCCCACCAGAUGACGUGCGUGUUGAAGAGGGCCCCGAUGGUGCUUUUGCUGCAACACUGGAUAUUGCGAUGUGGCAGAAACGUAUGCGUGCAGUUGGGAGCGUGAGCGUGGAAUUUAUUGUCUCUGGUCGUAUAUUUGCACUAACCUUCUUUACCACCGAUCGUCCCCGACCCCACUCUAAGUCCACCAAAACCAAAAUAGUAGUAGGGCCCUUGCACGUCUCACUCUCCCUCCUUGAUCACAGUCUACCGACCUACGUGGAUGCAACAGUAGUAAUCGAUGAACCUCCUCCUCUUCCUUCUCUAGGGCCUUGUCCACGUUCACCGAUAAAUUCCUAUUCGCCAAGAGAGCGCAUCCACAGCGCCAAUUUCUCAGGCAGAGAGACGAUGUAUGGCUUUGAGAACGAAGUGGGAUCUGGGGGUUGUGAAACGGACUUCAACUAUGAUGGGCAAGCGCAAUUACCUUCUCCUUCCUCGCUCAGCCCUCCUGCGGUGGUGCUCCAUUUUAGUGCAGGAGAGUCUAUGCUUGCUUGUCGUACGAGGAAUGGAGAUUCAUACACUAUACCUCACGCUACCACCAAACCUGAUACCUGGUCCGAACAUGGUGCAUGGUAUGUCUCUGCGAUCGUAGUGCCACUUGGAGAACAAGAUGGAGCCGGAUUGAUGUUUGACACAUCUCCGCAUAUCACACCUGAUGGCAGUUUACGAGCACGACUAGAGGCGAGGUUGGUGAAAACUGAGGAAGGAGGGAAGAAGUGCAUUAUUUGUUAGUUUGAUGUAGGGAUUCCACCAAUAGACGUGGACAAACCGCUUGAAGAGCGCCCACAACUUUAUUCUCGUAAAACCGUUCCCGCAGAGCCUGCAUCCUUCCACCAGACUGGGAAGCGCAAGCUCACCAAGGCACAUAGAACAAAAUCUGGCCCAAGCUCAUGGCUUUCUUUUCUCCCAUUUUCAUCCUCCAAAACUACGAAAC